Microthlaspi erraticum is the source of this 1629-nucleotide messenger RNA. The record is from the annotation of a GenBank genome assembly. Lineage: Eukaryota; Viridiplantae; Streptophyta; Magnoliopsida; Brassicales; Brassicaceae.
AUGUCAUCGGAGAUUGAGGUGGUGGAAGAAGUACAAUCGAAUCCGGUAGAGAACGGUCAAUCGAGCUCUAAAGGAAUUGAAGAGGAGAGCUUGAAGAACGAUGUGUAUACUGCAGCGGCUUAUGGUGAUUUGGAGAAGCUUCAUAGAUUGGUAGAGUGUGAGGGUUGCUCUGUCUCCGAACCCGACGGCCUUGGCUACUAUGCUCUUCAGUGGUCCGCCUUGAACAAUCGCACCGCUGUUGCGCAGUACAUUAUCGAGCAUGGUGGAGAUAUAAACGCGACGGAUCAUACUGGACAGACUGCGUUGCAUUGGAGUGCUGUUCGUGGUGCGAUACAAGUUGCAGAACUUCUACUACAAGAGGGUGCAAGGGUAGAUGCAACAGAUAUGUAUGGAUAUCAGCCAACACAUGUUGCAGCACAGUAUGGCCAAACUGCUUUUCUCUGUCACGUUGUCUCAAAGUGGAAUGCUGAUCCCGAUGUGCCCGAUAAUGAUGGAAGAAGCCCCUUGCACUGGGCUGCAUAUAAAGGUUUUGCAGAUUCCAUUCGCUUACUUUUAUUUCUAGACGCAUAUAGAGGACGACAAGACAAAGAAGGGUGUACUCCUCUGCACUGGGCUGCCAUCCGAGGUAACUUGGAGGCUUGCACUGUCUUGGUGCAGGCUGGGAAGAAAGAAGAUUUGAUGAUUACUGACAAUACUGGACUUACCCCCGCUCAGCUUGCUGCUGAAAAGAAUCACAGACAAGUUUCUUUUUUCCUUGGUAAUGCUAGAAGGUUGCUUGAAAAGCGUUGUGACGGAAGCACUCCCCUUGGAAGAUUGUCGAAGUUGGGACUUGCUCCAAUUCUUUGGUUCAUGAUCCUGCUGCUUCUACUCAUAUAUACUAAUUCUGUUGUUUUGGCAUCCAAUCUGCCAAAGCUAACAGCUGGGAUUGGUUCGAUUGCAUGGCUGGGAUUCAUUCUUGCAACUGCAGGACUAUUUUUGUUUUACCGUUGUAGCAGAAAGGAUCCGGGUUACAUCAGAAUGAAUAUCCAUGAUCCGCAGAACAUGAAAGAUGAUGAACCACUGUUGAAAAUAGAGCUAAACAACCCUGCUUUGCUUGCUGGGAAUUGGACGCAGCUCUGUGCAACAUGCAAGAUUAUUAGACCUCUACGAGCUAAGCACUGUUCCACCUGUGAUCGUUGUGUAGAGCAAUUUGAUCACCAUUGUCCUUGGGUAUCAAACUGUGUUGGAAAAAUAUCGAGGAAUAUAACCACAAACGAAAUGGCUAAUGCACUGCGUUACAGCUACCUAAGAGGUCCAGGUGGUCGGUUCAGGAAUCCGUAUGAUCUCGGUUGCAGAAGAAACUGCUCUGAUUUCCUUGUAAAAGGCUAUAACGAAGAUAUUGAGUGUCAUGAAGAAGACCCAACACAGAGACAAGAGGGUAUUAGCAUGAUGCAGAUGCAGCGGAGUCCAAAUGGCAAUGGCCACGUUGCGAUCGAUGUUAACCCAAUUCAUAAUUCGCAGUCAGCACAUGGUCAUUCUGCCAACUGCAGCCAUAACCAUAGUAGUAGUAAGUCAAAGAGUGAUGGUGCUCCUUUGGGUUUGGGACUUGGUCUUGGUCGCAACCCAACCCGCCCUGCUGUCCCUCCGUGA